ACUAACUUGGCUAGACCUGGGUAAUAAUGAAUUCAAGGGCAGGAUUCCCUACAGUAUUGGCAAUCUUCAAAACCUACAAGUACUGAAUCUUAGUUCCAACUUGCUAGAAGGAGAUGUUCCCAAUACAAUAGGAAACCUCUCAUCCUUGAUCCAUUUUUACUUGAAUGACAACAUAUUGCAAGGAAACGUUCCUGUGACCCUCGAAAAUUGCCAACGAUUGUUAUUGCUAGAUCUUUCCUCCAAUAACUUGACAGGAGCCAUUCCUAGAGAACUCUUUGGCAUUUCAGCCUUUUCAAUUUCACUCAACUUAUCAGGGAACCAUUUCUCUGGCCACCUACCCUUAGAAGUUGGCAAUCUGAAAAAUUUGGCAGAGCUGGAUGUAUCUCAAAAUGACAUUUCCGGUGAGUUUCCAGCCACGCUUGGUAGAUGCAAGAGUCUUGUGGCCCUCUACCUACAAGGAAACUCCUUCAAAGGAUCUGUACCUUUAUCGUUACAGUCCUUUAGAGGUCUUUGGAAUUUGGAUCUUUCUCGAAACAACUUGUCUGGUCAAAUCCCAAAGUACCUGGAAAAAUUCUCUUUGAACAAUUUGAAUUUGUCUUUCAACGAUUUUGAGGGUGAAGUUCCAAUCGAAGGAGUUUUCUCAAAUUCAACUGCGAUAUCAGUCAUGGGGAAUCCCAAACUUUGUGGAGGCGUACCUGAAUUACACCUGCCAACAUGCACCAUGAAGCAAUCGAAGAAACAUGAAAUGUCUCUUAAAAUCAUCUCGCUGAUCUCUAUCGCAUCUGUGGCGAUUGUAGUUGUUGUGGUAUCAUUGACAUUAUUUUGUUACUCCAAGAAAAAGAACAAAGAUUUAACUUUUGAUUCGUUAUCAAUUAAUGCAUUCGAUAGAAUAUCAUACGACGCCCUCCAUAAAGCAACUGAGGGCUUCUCUUCAACAUACUUGAUUGGAACGGGGAGUUCUAGCUCUGUAUACAAAGCAAUAUUGGGGGAAACAAUUGUAGCAGUCAAAGUGCUUAACCAUCAACGUCAAGGGGUGUCCAGGAGCUUCAGGGCCGAGUGCGAAGCCUUGGGAAGAAUCCGACACAAAAAUCUAAUCAAGAUUUUGACUUCUUGUUCAAGUGUUGAUUUUCAGGGCAAUGACUUCAAAGCUAUAGUUUACGAGUUCAUGCCCCGGGGGAGUUUGGAGAGGUGGUUGCAUCCAGAUCCAAAAAUGGAAAACCAUCAAGACAAUCAUGUCGUGGGACUUAAUCUUCUACAAAGAAUAAAUGUAGCCAUUGAUGUGGCUUCUGCACUAGAGUAUCUGCAUCGCCACUGCCACACACCAAUUAUUCAUUGUGAUCUAAAGCCAAGCAACAUUCUUCUUGACGCAGACAUGGUUGCCCAUGUUGGAGAUUUUGGGUUGGCCAAGUUAAUAUUAGAAAUGAAUCAAAAUCAAAGCAGUACUACAGUGGGCGUGAGAGGAACCAUUGGCUAUGCAGCUCCAGAAUAUGGGCUUGGAAGUGAGGUCUCAAGGGAUGGAGAUGUCUAUAGCUUUGGGAUCUUGCUAUUGGAGAUGAUGACAGGAAAAAGGCCAACUGAGUCGAUGUUUCAGGCAGGUCUCAAUCUCCACACUUUUGCCAGGAUGGCCAUACCCGACCAUGUGAUGGCCAUUGUGGAUUCGAAACUCGUGUGUAAUGACGAAGAAGAAGUGGCUGCAUCGACCAAUAACGAGGGGAGGAGGGCAACCACCCACCCAAGAAAUAACAGUAACGAAAAUGAUUGCUUGAUUCAUAUGAUCAAGAUUGGAGUGGCAUGUUCCAUGGAGUCACCCCAAGAUAGGUUGAACAUAAGCAAUGUUGUUCGUGAAUUGAACAUAAUUAGGGACAUUUUUCAAGGGCUCCGGAAGGGUAAUAAUGCUUAGGCAUGACUUUCGACACAUUUUCCACCAACCUUAUAAUGAUCAAAGUUAGUUAUUACAUAUUACGAUAAA
This is a messenger RNA of Diospyros lotus (date-plum), 1969 nucleotides long. Its product is annotated as probable LRR receptor-like serine/threonine-protein kinase At3g47570. Gene Ontology annotation, molecular function: ATP binding; protein kinase activity. The transcript is spliced from 3 exons. Bases 665 to 1900 code for a protein of 411 amino acids. Gene Ontology annotation, biological process: protein phosphorylation. NCBI's taxonomy places the organism in Eukaryota, Viridiplantae, Streptophyta, Magnoliopsida, Ericales, Ebenaceae. The record is from RefSeq and is a predicted model, not a curated record.